Messenger RNA from Pleuronectes platessa (European plaice), 923 nucleotides. RefSeq lists its product as uncharacterized. NCBI's taxonomy places the organism in Eukaryota, Metazoa, Chordata, Actinopteri, Pleuronectiformes, Pleuronectidae. The transcript has 4 exons. The coding region runs from base 56 to 448 and encodes 130 amino acids. The record is from RefSeq and is a predicted model, not a curated record.
GACACACACACAUAGACACACACACACAGAAACACACACACGCUGUUCAGGAAAGAUGGCGGAGUCAAAGCGAACAUCUGAACCCAUCAACUUUGUGCAUCAGGAUGAAAUCUGGAAAGCACACGUUAACAUGGAGAAGGAUUCAGCUGAAAUCUGGCCCAACAAGUGGGGCUUCCUGACUGAGGUUUACAAAGAGUACAAGCUGGAGAAUGUGAAGCUGAAAACAAGCGUCCGAGUGGAGCCUCCUCUUCAACUGGUCCCACUGCCUGAGACCCCCCCAGAGAAAUCCAUCCAGGUUGGCCCCUCCCCUCCAGUCCCGCAGACAACUCAGGCCCUGAUUGGCUGGCGUUCGGGCCGCUCCCAUCUGCAACUGGAGAAGUACGGCCCAGUGCAUCAUGGGAGACGUAGUCUUCUGAAGGAGCUGGGCUGGCCUCUCGACGCUUGCUGAGUGGAUGAUUCCCCUAGUGGUCACUGCUGCUCAUUGAUGCUGCCUCAAUAAUCACUAAUUAUCAGUAUGGAUUAUUAUUGAAUGUAGAUUAAAAAACACUAAUGGAACAUUAAUAUGAUUGAGUGUCGAUGUACAAACAUGAAGGAGACUGUGUGUAGAUCUUGGAAGUUCUUCACUCUCUAACUGGAUCUUGACUUUUAAACAUAAUCAUAAUAUUAUUAUUAACUGUAAAAAUGUGUGCAUUGUGGAAUUAUACAAAAUACAGUAUUUAUAGAUAGGAUUAUUGUCUUUUUUUACAUUUUCUUACACUUAAUGCAAUAUUAUAUAUAUUAUCAAUAUUAUUAUUAUCAAUAUUAAUAUUAUAGAAACCUUAUUAUUUAACAUAAUCCAUGAUUCUUUUUUGUACACACGUGUAACCUUAAACAUAAUCAUAAGCGUCUUGAGAAAUUAUAAGAAUGAUUUAAUAUAUUAUUUU